AUGUCCAUCCUCCAGCGCACCGCAAACACAGCUGCCUCGUGGUGUACGCCGUUUACACUCCCGUUUUACGAUAUUCUGAUCCUGCGUAUCUCUGUUCCUUUCAUCUGGCACUGCUCUGCACAGAAUAAUCUUCGUCCAUUAUUCUCUAGCAACUUCUCCAAGAGACAUGUUGACAUUGGCGUUGGGACUGGGUACUUUCCAAGAAGAGCAAUCAAGGAUCUUGGCCGCGAUCCAAAAAAUCAGCAUCUGACUUUGGUCGACUUGAGUGAGCAUUCUCUAGCAACAGCGAGACAGCGUGUUCUGUCCAAGUACCCCGAAGUACAAGUUGACUGUGUCCACGCGGACGCUGCACAACCACUUCCAGAGUCUCUCGCAUCCCAAAAGUUCACAUCUGCUUCUCUGUUUCUCGUCAUGCAUCACAUGCCGCAGCCAACCGCCAGCAAAGCAAACGCCAUCGCCAAUGCACAGGGUCUCUUGACCAAGGAUGGUGUUUUGGUAGGGUGCACGGUAUUGGGGAAGCAGUGGGCGAAGACUGAUGAUGGUGGGUUCAAGGUGAAGAGCGAGAAGCCGCUUGGAAGAGCAGCUGCUUUCUUGCUUGGGCUCUACAACAAGAGAGGUAUUUUUGACAAUUGGCAGGAUGAUCCGAAUAUUUUGGCGGAGGCUUUGAAAGCGGGGUUUGAGGAGGUUGAGACGAGUGUUGUGGCUAUGAUGUUUGUGUUCAAGGCCUCGAAGCCGCGUAAUGGGACCGGGGUGUUGAUAGAAGCCAGUGAGUGA
Molecule: messenger RNA, 774 nt
Organism: Fusarium musae
Lineage: Eukaryota; Fungi; Ascomycota; Sordariomycetes; Hypocreales; Nectriaceae
Exons: 1
Coding region: 1-774 (257 amino acids)
Source: RefSeq, a predicted model, not a curated record